Molecule: messenger RNA, 772 nt
Organism: Pelecanus crispus (Dalmatian pelican)
Lineage: Eukaryota; Metazoa; Chordata; Aves; Pelecaniformes; Pelecanidae
Source: RefSeq, a predicted model, not a curated record
GAGCGCUUGCACCUCCCUGGAGGGGACUGGAAGACUCGGAGGCCAGCAGGGGACGAGUUCGGAGAAGCGCUUAGCAAUACCCUGAGCCUGCAAGAGCAGCUACGUAAGCUCCAGGAAGAGCUUUAUCACCUGCGGUGGAGCGUAAAGGAUGUCGCCGAGCGAGCUCUCCACGAAGCCUUGAAGCAGGCUAAGCUCCCAGGCUUUACCGGAUGGGCUGUUCAAGAGAUAAUCAAUCAAGUCUUGAAGAAGCUGGAAGAAAACCAAGUCCCCAUGCCUGACUAUGCCCUCAAAUCAUCAGGGGCUGCUGUCGUUCAUUCAAGGACUUCGCCGUCCUUCAGGACUACCAAAGGAAAAGUCUUUUUCUAUUCCCUGCCGGUGCUGGAUCACAUGAGGUCUCCUGAGCUUAUUCUUGAGCCUGAAAAUCAUCCGGGAAACUGCUGGCCCUUCCCAGGAAGUCAGGGACACGUCUUCGUCAAGCUGUCUGAGCCAAUCAUUCCCAGGGCAGUCACCAUGGACCACGUUUCAGGGACAGCGUUCCAUGGAGACAGUAUCUCCAGGGCCCCAAAGGACUUUGCUGUCUACGGCCUGAAGGAAGAACAUGAGGAGCAGGGAACGUUCCUGGGACAGUUCACUUUCCAGGCGGUGCUGAAUCCCAGGCAGACCUUCCAGCUGAAGAAGGAGCUCUCUGGUUUUGCGAAUUACGUAAGGCUGCAAGUGCUGAGCAACUGGGGCCACCCGGCCUACACCUGCCUCUAUCGAUUCAGGGUGCACG